AUGUCCAUGGAUUGGGCCAUGGACAGCCCCUAUUUCCUGCCGCCAGGACUGCAAAAAUCCCGUGGCUCGCUGCACUCUCUUUCUCGAACAAUUCCGGGCGAGGAUAAGUACGGGAUAGCCUUUGAUGGCAAUGGCAGUAUCAGAUCAAAUACCCCUACCCGUCGACAUAACAACGCAGAUGAUGCCUCUAGCUAUACGGCCGGAAGCAGUCGGCGUGUAGGCGGUGCUGACGGUCACCAUCACCACAAUGGCGGUCUAGGCGACGACAUGUCUCAGAAUCUGCUUCGGAACGCGCAACGCAUGUCCACUUCACCCCCUUUAGCUGCCGUCCCGGCUGAAUCCCCAAGCCCACCACAGCCAGCUCAUCUGCCCUUUGACAAUCGUUUUGACGAACUGGGUCUUCCCUCGUCUAUAAGCAAUAACAACAACAACAAUAACAACCUCAAGGAAAUCACAAACAACAACGACAAUAACAACAGCGGUACCUGCAGCAACACCGGCGACGAUAAUCAGAUGGGUGCUGCGAAGAGCAAAGACCCGGCCCUGCGAAGUAGCCACAAUUACCUGGGUCAAUUCAUCCACAGUGGUAGCAGAUCAUCGACUCCAGACGACCAGAAAAAACAAGACAGUGUUUCCAACCAGCAGGACGGUCAUCCUUCUCUCCCGGGCCUGGCCUUUUCGACUAAUGAUGGACCAAAAUUGGAUUUCAACUUGGGGCCCUCUUCCACACCUGCUGCUACUGCUGUAACUGGACGUCAACAGGGUGAUGCUGAUAGCGACUACGGUGACGAAAGCAAGCCCGCUUCAGGUCUGCCACAGUUUAACAUCAUGCCUGCCCAGGAGCUGCAGCAGCAGCAACUACAUGGUGACGAAUAUGGACACGGAUAUCCAGAAGAAGGGGAUGAUGGGACGGACAGCAUCCACGACGUUUAUGACCAGUACUACGACUCCAACCACCUCAUUGAUACCCGCAGACUAACCAUGGGGAUCCGGCCACUGCCGCCUGAGGACCCAUCAGACAACCCCGAGCAGCGAGCAAACCGUAUCCGAUCGUUCUACAAAGAAUACUUCGACGAGAGCAAACCCUUCCAGCAGGACUACAUCGAGGACUACGGCGAUGUGCCUCCACUUCCCAACCCAGCUGCACCCUUUGCCCAGCCUCUGCCUCGUCGAGCCAUGACUCCUCCCCCAAGGAUGCCUCCUGCCUUCCCUCCACGCCGUCACCCAGGGGUAGGCCAUCAGCCGCCACCUGGCAUGGGUGGUAUGAACAGGGGAUUCGCCCACAGUGCUACAAAUUCCCUGGCCAGUGGUGGUCACCCCAUGGGCGGCCCACGGGCCUUCUCCUCUGCUUCAGGUCGCAUUGCUCAUCCACGGCAAAAAAAGCCUCUUCCGCCACCUUCACCCUUGCACAUCCUGCCUACUCCGCAUAAACUCAAGGACGACACCUUCCUGCCUAUCGACUUCGCACCAGGUCCUCGGGCUCGAGACCGCCAGGCCGGUCGACCGGAGACCCCCCUGGGCGGCUUGCAACAUUACAACCUCAUGGUCCCCUCGCAUAGUCCUCUUGUCUCAUCCUUUGACGAACUUCCCUCCGUCCCCAGCCCUCAUGCCCUCCGCAAGUCCGGCACGUACACUGCCCUCGACUUUGCACCACCGCCUCGCUUCAAGAACGAAUCUGGCACUGGCAGUGACGCAGGCAGUAUCCGCAGCAACCGCACCGGCAUAUCUGCUCUGCAGGCUCACAACAUCCGCUCGGGCGCCUACCGCGUCAGUCGUUUGCCAGCCGAAACAGUCGGUACACGAGAUGACUUUAGCUCCAACCUUAAGCCCCACCAGAAUCCAAGUCCAACUACUCCGGAGCAGUCGAGCACAACUAUCAUCAUCACCUCCACGGCGUCCUUGCCGAGCAACCCCAACCCCACCCGCCCAGCACCUUCUUCCUCCUCGUCCUCUACCUCUAGUUCAGCACCAACCCUGCCUCCAGGCUCCGGCUCUGGCAAUGGAAACGGCGGUCUUUCUGCCGGCGGAACCAUUGCAAUUGCAGUCGUUGUACCUGUCGUCUCGGUAGCUUUGAUUAUCAUUUUACUGCUGUUUUGGUAUCGCAAGCGCAAGGCCCGUAAAUUGGCGGAGGAAGAGCGCAAGCAGGAAAUUGAAGAAUACCGCUUCAACCCGAACAAUGACCCUACCCUACCGGCCGUGGGCAUGUACGAUACCGACGUUGCCUUGAAGGACACCUCUGCUGCUGCUGCCGCUGGAGCAGGUGGUGCAGCUGCAAGCGGAGGUUACCGUGGUUGGGGCACGACCAGCAACUCACGCCAUGCACCCACCAACACGGCCUCGAGCGGCGGGGCUGACAGCAGCGCCAUGUAUGGCCGAGAGGUAUCCCCCGUCGAAGAAUCCUUCCACAUGGCCGACGAUGAACAGCGUCAAGGCCUAGGCCGUGUUGAACCUGCAGCCGCCGGCAUCCCCAAAGCCCUGCAUAUCGGUCAGCCUCCAGUCCAACAGCAACAGCAACAACAACAACCAUUACAACACCAGCAGCAGGUCCCCAUCCAGCAUCAAAAUGCGAGCAACAUCCAUCGCGGCCUGUCCAAUGCCUCAUCAGCGUACUCCACAGGCGCCCAGUCAGACAUGUCCGACGACAUGAUGCCUCCGGGAGCCCCUGCAGGCGCACAGUACUAUGAAGAGAGCGCCUACUACCCGGAUGGCCAGGGAGCUGGCUACUCCCACGGCCACAGCAGCAGUCACGGCCACGACCAAACCAGCCUUGGGCCGCAGCCCGUCAUCCGCGACGUCUCUGCCCGGCGCAACACCCGCAUCGAAAGCCCCAGCGUAUUCCCCCAUCCGCAGCAGGGCAACGCCGGCAUAGCGCAGAACUUUUAA
Trichophyton rubrum CBS 118892 is the source of this 2883-nucleotide messenger RNA. RefSeq lists its product as uncharacterized. Bases 1 to 2883 code for a protein of 960 amino acids. The transcript has 3 exons. The record is from RefSeq and is a predicted model, not a curated record. Lineage: Eukaryota; Fungi; Ascomycota; Eurotiomycetes; Onygenales; Arthrodermataceae.